AAUAAUCCAUGCAUAAAUGUAAAUUAUCACUGACUGUCCCUUAUUUUGGUCUCCAUGAGGGAUGCUAUAUGUAAGCUCUUUGGAUUUGGAUUCAGCAUCAAUAGUGCCCUGAGAUUAUUUUCUCUGUAUGCAGUAGACUGUUUUGUCGGGUGAUUCAUAUUGGUAUCAGAUUACUCCAAAUUGUUUAAACGUUGAGCAUUAUGAUUGGCGAAUUUGAAGACGCAGACAUCUUCCAUGACUGCCGGAGUGACGAUGAGGAGACUCCAGAGCUGGAUGUGGGCGGUGGCGAUGAGGUGAUCUGCAAACAAGCGCCUCGCUUCGACGAUCCUGUCCAGAUUCGGGCUGUUUUGGAGCGGGCAGCCACUGCCACACAGCGGCUGCUGAGGUGCUAUGGAGGCACUGAUUGCGUGCCAACUCGUCCUUUGAUGACACGUUUCUAUCCGGCCACACUGGAGGUCAGUGCCCGUCUUCACACGGACGACAAGUGUCCCUGCCCCAAGGACAGGCAGUGCAAGCUGAUGGGCGAUCCAGUGACCCUGAAGCUGCCCAUCGAACUGAAUCCGGAAAGCGGCCAGGUCAAAGUCAACAUCUUCCAGCCCAAGUCGAUUGGCACCUUUUGCGGAUGCAAUGCACCUGCAAACCAGAACAAGGCGAAGAGCAGGAGAUCGAGUGUGAAGUGGUCCAACAAGGAUGAAGUAUGUCGCGAUGGCCAGAAGCCUAAUCAAAGCUCGUGAAUCCUGGAAUUUUCAAAAGCCAUUUAAUGGUUUUAGCUUAGUUAUUGUUUUUUCUCGAAAUUCGUUGGUGACUAAAUUGGUUCAUGUCGA
Drosophila erecta is the source of this 824-nucleotide messenger RNA. RefSeq lists its product as uncharacterized. Bases 201 to 734 code for a protein of 177 amino acids. NCBI's taxonomy places the organism in Eukaryota, Metazoa, Arthropoda, Insecta, Diptera, Drosophilidae. The record is from RefSeq and is a predicted model, not a curated record. The transcript has a single exon.